GUGGUCGGAACCUUCCUCCCUCUCCUUCCCUUCCCCUUCCCCUCCCAGGGAAGGCUGGGACACGGCACCGGGGCUGUCCCGUGGCCGCUGCGGCCUCAGCUCCGGCCGGGCUGGGGUACGGAGAGUCCAGACCGCUUCCAGGGCGAGUGCUCCCGAUUGUGACAUCACAUCCAUCCCCUUGGUGAUGGAGCUUAUCACUGGGAAGGAAGACUCAGUUGGAGAAUAGCCAACAAGAUGGGCUACUGGGAGUAUCUCCUGAGUGGCACUGAGUGGAGGCAUCAGGGGGUUGGAGCCUUGUGAACAGGGAACCUGCCCCCCAACACUUGGAAGGGCCUGGGUUUCAGUGAUGAGACAUGGGGUAUGAUGUAACCCGCUUCCAGGGGGAUGUUGAUGAAGAUCUUAUCUGUCCUAUUUGCAGUGGAGUCUUGGAGGAGCCAGUGCAGGCCUUUGCAGCCUCCUGUUAUUAGAAGCAGAUUGGCUGGGUAUGGAGCAAGCUAUCCUGGUGGUGUCAAGAGGCCAUGGGUUGUGUCAGUUCCCUCCCCACCCUGGCAGGGCCUUGUCUGUUUUCUGGCGCUGUCAUUUGAGGCACCUCAUUGUGAGCAUGCUUUCUGCAAUGCCUGCAUCACCCAGUGGUUCUCUCAGCAGCAGACGUGUCCGGUGGACCGUAGCGUAGUGACGGUUGCCCACCUGCGCCCAGUACCUCGGAUCAUGCGGAACAUGUUGUCAAAGCUGCAGAUUGCCUGCGACAACGCUGUAUUUGGCUGCAGUGUUGUUGUUCGGCUUGACAACCUCAUGUCUCACCUCAGCGACUGUGAGCACAACCCAAAACGGCCUGUGACCUGUGAACAGGGCUGCGGCCUGGAGAUGCCCAAAGAUGAGCUGCCAAACCACAACUGCAUUAAGCACCUGCGCUCUGUGGUACAGCAGCAGCAGACACGCAUCGCAGAGUUGGAGAAGGCCUCAGCUGAACACAAACACCAGCUGGCGGAGCAGAAGCGAGACAUCCAGCUGCUGAAGGCAUACAUGCGUGCAAUCCGCAGUGUCAACCCCAACCUUCAGAACCUGGAGGAGACAAUUGAAUACAAUGAGAUCCUAGAAUGGGUGAACUCCCUGCAGCCAGCAAGAGUGACCCGCUGGGGAGGGAUGAUCUCCACCCCAGAUGCUGUACUCCAGGCUGUAAUCAAGCGCUCCCUGGUGGAGAGUGGCUGUCCUGCUUCUAUUGUCAAUGAGCUGAUAGAAAAUGCCCAUGAGCGAAGCUGGCCCCAGGGUCUGGCCACACUAGAGACAAGACAGAUGAACCGGCGGUACUAUGAGAACUAUGUGGCCAAACGCAUCCCUGGCAAGCAGGCUGUUGUCGUGAUGGCCUGUGAGAACCAGCAUAUGGGUGAUGACAUGGUGCAGGAGCCGGGGCUUGUUAUGAUAUUUGCGCAUGGUGUGGAGGAGAUAUAGAUCUCGGCGGGCUGUCAGGAAGAAUUGGAAAUCAGAAAAUCUCAUCACUCCAGUAGCUGAGCCCUGAGUCCUCCCCACUGUCCUUAGUACUGUGGCUUAUACUUGAGCCACAUAUCUCCCUGCUCUUUUGGCACUAAAGGGCCCUGGGACACCUUGCUCAGCCUUUCAGGUGGGAAACCCAGAUUCCCUUCUUUGGCCUAAUUUUUUCCCCUAAGAUGUCUAAAUUUUCAGUCUGGUUGGAAAGUACCCACCUCUAUAUCUAUUUUCCUGCCUAGGGUCCCUGGUUCCAGAUAUUUUCAGAAAGCACAAAGAUACUCAUUUUCUCUAGAGGAUCAGGGUAGAGUGAGAAAUCUUGAUUCAUUCCCCUCCUUCGAACCAGGGAACCUGAGCAGGCAGGCCUGUUGACUCUAAACAUAGAGGGCAUCUCUGGGGAGCAGAUAUCCGAAGAAAUGAUAAGAGUGGAACCAAAACCUUAGAAAUAAUGAGCCAGUAUCUGGCCAUCACUGAUGGCCCCUAGGGGAAGACUGGACUUCUGUGCCAAGCAAUACCUUGUUUAGCCCACCUUAAAAGUGCAGGCUCCCACUGGUCUGCAGGUGUACAGGAUGGGAUGCCGAAAAUGUCCAGAUGAGCUCUUUCCUACAAUUCCUCUUAAUUGAGGAAUGACAGGAAUGGGGGAGGGGGUUAGUCUGUUGAGGUUAAUAUGCUCAGCAAGCAGCUCUCUGGCAUUUGUUGAAAUCAGGCAGGCAACUGCCUCUGUGGCACAGGCCGUAAUAGUUCCCUAGCCCCCUCUCCAGCCCUGUGAUUGUAACUAGUUAUUUUGAUCAUUUCCUUUGGCCAUUGUUGUUUGUUUAUAUUUCACUCCCUCACUCCCCCCCCAUCCCCUUUUUUUAGAAUGGCCUGGUUAUGGCUAGCCCACUUUUCCAGUCUAGCCACAUUGUUGGCAAUUUAAUUUAUUUACUUUUUUUUUUAAGAAAGGAAAAAAAAAUUAACAAAACUUAAAACUUUUCUUUUAUUGUUCCAAUG
Molecule: messenger RNA, 2472 nt
Organism: Molossus molossus (Pallas's mastiff bat)
Lineage: Eukaryota; Metazoa; Chordata; Mammalia; Chiroptera; Molossidae
Gene: RNF41
Product: ring finger protein 41
Exons: 8
Coding region: 385-1449 (354 amino acids)
Biological process (GO): regulation of canonical NF-kappaB signal transduction; protein K63-linked ubiquitination; tumor necrosis factor-mediated signaling pathway
Cellular component (GO): plasma membrane signaling receptor complex
Molecular function (GO): ubiquitin protein ligase activity; metal ion binding
Source: RefSeq, a predicted model, not a curated record